Labrus mixtus (cuckoo wrasse) is the source of this 5109-nucleotide messenger RNA. RefSeq names its product hemicentin-1-like. Lineage: Eukaryota; Metazoa; Chordata; Actinopteri; Labriformes; Labridae. Gene Ontology annotation, molecular function: integrin binding. Gene Ontology annotation, biological process: cell adhesion. The coding region runs from base 152 to 4621 and encodes 1489 amino acids. The transcript has 21 exons. The record is from RefSeq and is a predicted model, not a curated record.
GAGGGAGAGAUAGAGAGCAUGUGUACCAGUUGGCUGUUGGCUGCACUUCAUUGGCUUCCUACGGAUCAGAACAGAGCAACAGAGAAGCCGAGCAGAGCUGGAAUAAGAGACAGAAGAGACAUUGUUCUGAUCAGAUGAGUAAACAAAUCAAAUGAGUGAAAGUACAACCAUUAUUCAACUCUUUGUGGGGUUACUCCUCGGUGUGGCAGGUGGACAUGCCUCCUGCCCCAUUGAGUUGAGCCCACCCAGUGUUGUUGUGAGGUAUGGAGACCCAGUCUCAAUCAACUGCAGCACAUCAGAGACCCUGUUUGAAGGAAUUGGCUGGGAGGCUACAGAAGGAGCAAAACCCCUCCAGAAUGUCAACCAUCUCACCUGGACUGUGGACAAGCUGACCGACUGGUCCUUCUCUACCUCCUGUUACUUCAACUACCAUGAAAAUAGUUCAUCGACCCAGUGUCUCAUUACCCCAGAAGUUGUCCUUUACACAUUCCCAGAAGCCAUCACAAUGAGCUCCAACAGUGACGAGGGUGUGAUGAAAGAAAUGGAGGAAUAUAACUUCACAUGCCACAUCCCCAAUAUAGCACCUGUUCAAAGACUCAGUGUAAAGUGGUACAAAGGAGAUGACUUCCUUCACACAGAGACUUUCAAUAAUAUCAAUAAAAAGCCAGUCAAUCAGACAUCCAUCCUCCGCUUUAAAGCAACAAGACAAGACAGUGGAGUCACUUUCAGAUGCGAGGCCCAUAUGGACCUGGGCCAAGGAGAGCUACAACUUAAUGUGUCUUCCCAAGACUAUAAUAUCACAGUUUAUUAUGGACCAGAGUUGUUCUGUCCAAGCACUUACACUGUACUGGAGUAUGCUCCCCACAAUCUCACCUGUACUGUUAAGGGCUUUCCUGAACCUGAGGUCGUCUGGUACAAAGAAGGCGAGGAGGUGGAACUUUCACAGAACCUAACAAAAACGGAUGCAGGGCAGUACAUUAUCAUAGCCUCAAACAAACUUUCAAGUGUCAACCUCUCAGUGGAUAUCACUGUCCUGUAUCCACCGUCACAGAUUGUUGAGCUUGAAGACUCUGAAGUUGACGUUGGUUCCACUGUGUGGUUGAAGUGCUCCUCAACGGGCAACCCACGACCAAAAUAUUCCUGGGAUUAUUACCGUACUGACAAUGUGGAGGAGGACAGUGAGGAUGGAGUGUCCCGUCUGCUCAUCCAUAAUGCUACUGCAUUCAACAUGGGCCUCUACACUUGUCAUACCUGGAAUGACAUGGGAAAUGUCUCAAAAACAGCCAGGGUCACAGUAAAAGGUGCAGAGCAAGAAUGCCCCAUCGAAAUAACUCCGGACAGGAUGGUGAUAGAAUACCAAGGAAGAAAUCAGAAUGCAACAUGCAAGGCAAUAUCCAACAUUUCAGGCAAUGUUAAAGAAAUAAACUGGAAGGAUCAGCAGGGCAUCAAGAAGUCCUCCAGUUGGUCUGCUGACACCCAUAAAGACUGGGAUCCAAGGCCUGUUUGUACCGCCAACUUUGAGGGCAUAGGAUGGUGCCAGAAACGUUUAAACUUCACUCUUUACAAAAUCCCAGACAGUGUCUCCAUCCUCACUGUGGGUAACUUAAGGUCUGUGGUGGAGGCGAGAGAGUUCCAGCUGCAGUGUGAUAUUACCAACGUUGCUCCAGCAGGAAACCUGGCAGUGCGAUGGUACAUAGGGAAUGAAACCAUUGAACCACUGAAGGGCUCAAUGCGAGUGACGGGCUGCCUACUCGAGAACAACAAAAACUGUGAUGUAAGUGGCAUUCUAUCGCCUCUGAAUGUGUCGUCGACUAUCAGCAUUACUCUGAACAGAACGCACAAUGGAGCUGAGCUCAGAUGUGAAGCGCAGUUGGACCUUGGAUCUGAGGAACCUCAGCCUGCUCCAAACAUGAAGUCCAGCCCCCUCAACAUCUCUGUCUACUAUAAGCCAAUCAUUAAUACCACAAAACUUGCAAAGACAGUCCCAGUGUUCAGAGGUUAUCCUGAGGAGCUUGUUUGUGAAGCUGAUGGUAACCCACCUCCAAAGAUUGUGUGGCUCUGCAGCUCGGACAACGUGCCCCAUGUGUCUGGAGACAUGUUGACCGUAUCUGAAGCAGGCCUCUGCAACUGCACGGCCGCCAAUGAAGUAGACUCCAUCUCCUUUGAGGUUGAAGUGAUUUUAAAAGAGGACUACCUUCCCCUCAUAGCUGGAUUUGUGGCUGUCACUGUAGUUGCCAUCUCCAUCAUAUUCGUCUUCAUCUACUCAAUCUACUACAAGAACACCAAGAUGCGACGCUACAGUCUUAAAAACCCCAAACUUAACACCCACAAUGGAAACGUAGCUCACAACGGCUGGGACAUGCAGUUUCCUAUGACUAAACUGCCCUAUUACACUAACAGGAAGUGCACUAUGUUUCUAAAGGUGAAUGAAAAGAAGAAAAGGCGUGACACGUACGACGGACACAUUUUUGUCAAUACGUUUUUCGGCUGGACCAUUUUACAUUUGACUUUGAAAGGCUUUCUUCCUGGCACAUAUUGCAGAAUGUUGUUCUUCGUUCUUAUCGCCUUGAGUGCGUGCUCAGGACAGCCUGUGACUUCCUCCUGUCCGGUUGAGAUGAGUCCUACCACAGCUGUGGUGAGAUUUGGAGACCCCUUCUCUGCCAACUGCAGCUCAUUGUCUAACCAGACAGAGGGGAUGGGCUGGGAGUCUACAUUAGGAGGCACGCCACUUACACACGGAUUCACAUUCCUUCCCUUAAAAAUAGACUCUGUCACAGACUGGACCGUAAAUGCACAAUGCUUCUUAAAUACGCUUGAUGAAAAUCAGUGUUUUAAAAUCCUGCCGAUCACAGUGUAUAAAACACCAGACAGUGUGUCUGUUCAUCAAGUGGAUCAAAAAGGCCCAAUAGUGUCAGGCCAGUCAUAUUCUUUGCAGUGUGACGUUGAAAAUGUUGCACCAAUGAGACACCUCUCUGUGUACUGGUACCAAGGAAAUCAGUUAGUCGGAAAACAUAAAGUUGGCAAUCCAGAGCCAAUUCCAGCCAACAAGUCAUUUAUCCAAGCUAUGCGUGCCCAUUCUGAUGAUAAUGGGACUAAGAUCUGGUGUGAAGCACAGCUGAACUUUCCGGGAGUACCAAACGCUUACACAGUCCGAUCAGAGCCACAUGAAUUGAUUGUCCUGUACCCACCCUUUUUCAUGGAUCCUGCAAAUGAGACGCACGAAAUUCGAGCUGAUAGCAAAACUACAUUAAAUUGCACUGCGACAGGAAACCCUUCACCCAGUUACAGCUGGCAUUUCCCAGACAACACACAGAUGAACUGGAGUCAACAUAAGCAUCCAGCCUUUUUGACUCUGAACAAUGAUGUUCCAGGGACUUAUAAAUGCACUGCUUCUAAUACCCAGGGCACCACGAGCAAAUAUUUCACUGUCAUCAAGGCUAAAGGGAAUCGCACAACCUUUGCAGCCUUGGUUGGAGGAUUUGUGUCCCUAGGAGCCCUGCUAUUUGUCGGCGGACUCUUUUUCAUGACACCUGAAGGCACAUUUGCUUUCAACAAAGGCAGCUAUCUCAAAGGACAACCUACCUCAUCCGGACCUGUAUGGGGGCCCUUUUGUUCCAACAUAGUUCCCUGCAGAGUUGCCAAGUUUGUCCAAGUUGGAUUUUUCUUUCCCUCGCGGCUUUAUCGACGGAUCAGUACAGAAAGUAACAUGGGGACCACAUUUCUCUCAUGGAUUCUGACCUUUUGCAUGUUUUACUCAGUGUCAGGUGAAGGUUGUUCCCUAAUCCUCAAGCCCUCCAGGGUGGUGGUGGGCUUUGGGGAGCCGGUGUCAGUCACCUGCGAGGCCGCCCGCCCUGUCCGUGUCCUUGGAUGGGAAUCGGCCAUCAGUGCUGCACACACUCAGCAGGAGUUGUCUGUCCAGUGGAAGGUGGACAGUCUCAUCGAUUGGAUAGAGGAGCCCAUCUGUUAUGGAGUGUUUUUCACAGCCCCGAGACAGUGUGAGGAGAAACUCAACCUCGUCCUCUACAAAACCCCAGACAGUGUCUCCAUCAGGCCUGUGAACCUCACUGGCCCCAUGGUGGAAGGAAAAGAAUACCAGCUGCUCUGCGAGGUUCAAAACAUCGCUCCAGUUCAGUAUCUCACCCUGAGGUGGUACAAAGGGCAGACUGAGGUUUACAACCACUCCUUCUCUGACCUCACAUCCACCUCGCCUGUCCAAGUCUCCUCUAUCCUCUUGGUCACACCAACUAAGGCUGAGAAUGGAGCACAGUACCGUUGUGUGGCAGAGUUGGAGCUCGGACCAGAGGGACCAAAACCCCCUCCUACUGUGACCUCGGAGCCUUUAAAUGCCUCUGUGUACUUUCCCCCAGCGUUUCUCAAUCCUGAACCAGAAGUUUUGGACCUUAUAGAGGGCGUUGAAAUAACAUUAAACUGCACCGCCACCGGAAACCCUGUGCCUGUGUAUAGCUGGCAGUCCUCACAUCCCAUACCAGAGAGGAUGGAGGAUGAAGCAGUUCUUACCUCCUCCUCCUUGAUCCCAGGGACGUACACCUGCACUGCCUCCAACACACUGGAAAAGAGGAGCAAGCAGUUCAUUAUCAAGGCCGCGACCAAAGGUGCUUGAAACAGGACGUUGGGAUGGGACAAGAUGACCACGUUGGAUAUACAAUUCAACCAAGGAGACUUUGAAAAUGCAUUUAUGACUCAACCAAUAUUUAUAAAGUGAUAGAGAGCAUAUUUAAGAAAGCAUCAGGCAGAAGUAACUCUCUUUAAAAGAAAAGAUCUUAAUACUUUGUGUGAUAACAGUCAAUUAAUUUGUCUGUAUUUUCUCUUGAAUGUGGUCUACGAGAGUGAUCAGAGUCGGAGGAUGUUCACUUCUUAUGCUCUCAGUGUGAUAUCCUGUAUCUAUUUUAUAUUUUUUUGCUAGGCUAACUAUUGUAUUAACAAAAUGAUCUUGUGACUUUGCGAAUAUGUAGCUACUUUACAUAGCAAUUAUUGCUAACACGUUAAUUUAAUACUGCAAAUGUAAUACCAAAUGUUAAAGAUCAACAGGCUAUUACUGUAAAUAUGAAUAUUUACCUAUCUUUAUGAAUAAAGUUAAAAUCAACAGUA